CGUCUUCUUCCUCCAGAAAAAGGAAAAGAAACGAUUCCCUUUAUUAUAUUUAUCUUCUCUCCUCUGCUCUUUUGUCCUUGGGGAAGGUGCGAGCUAGGGUUUGGAACAUGGCGGACUCUGUUGUAGCGGAGGUUAACGUUCGUCCUCUUAAGAUUGCGAGGUACCACGGAGGUUUCGAAGGAGCAUCGAAAUCAAUCAUCAAAAAGCGCGACCUCAAGAGCAGAAAAUUGGAAGACGAUGAAUAUUUGCGACAGUACAUUCAGUUUUACUAUCAGUUCCAGAAAUCCGAGGGUUUUGCGGUUGAUUGGGAUCGAUUUGAUUACUCCUUCUACACUAAAUCGUUGGAUAAUCCACCACGAGGUUUUUGCAAUAGAAGAAGCGCUGCCGAGAUUGUCCGUGAGGUGACACUCCUUGCCAUAGAGAGACAAAACGAAGCUAAGGGAACAAAACUUGUGUUGGCGGAGCACAUUCAGGCGAAUUAUCAGUUUGCUAGCGGUCUUAUGUGUUGGUUGUCAUUCUGGGCUGUCGAUAUGAAUUCAUCCACAGUACCUGAGUCCAAAAUCUAUCAAGCUAAAAUCUGGCAACGCGGGAAAGAGCACGAACUUCACCUUUUCAGGCUCAAGCCCACCGACGAAGGUGAUUCCUUAUUUGUUUCUGCUUUACUCUUCUUUUGGCUUCUAUCUUUAUAUUCCCAUCUUAACUUGUGUGUGCAGAGAUUGCUUCUGUUGAAGUGGAGCCUCCUUCUCCCAUGCUAUGUGAAGACUCUGACGAAGAAGCUGUAGUGUUUGCCCGAGCUGGUCCUGAAGAUGAUCCUCGGCUCCCCUUUGUUUUCCAUCGAACUGGAGCCUGAUCCCGGAGUCCCCUUUGGCUUCGUUCCGUGAGAAAAAAAAAAUGCGGAUGUAUCUCGUUUACAUUAAUGUUUCCUAAUUUAGUUGUCAAACCUGGGCAGAUUAAUACUUUAUUGCUUUUAUAUUUAAAAUGAAGAUCUUGAAUAUGAUAU
Messenger RNA from Brassica rapa (field mustard), 1000 nucleotides. RefSeq lists its product as uncharacterized. NCBI's taxonomy places the organism in Eukaryota, Viridiplantae, Streptophyta, Magnoliopsida, Brassicales, Brassicaceae. The record is from RefSeq and is a predicted model, not a curated record.